GCCUGCUCCGUGGAGCCUUCAAAGCAAUCGCGGACCUUACGAGUCCUAUGUCGCUGGACCCCCAGAAAACAGAACAUGGCAGAUGGGGCGCAAGCCAACCCCAAAGUGUUCAGGAAGAAGGUGCUGGUUAGACACCCCUCUGGGUGGAGGAGCCCAAGUCUCAGGGCCUCUUCUCCUUGGAGAACUUCCAGAUCUAGCUUGGAUAUGAAGAAGUUCUUCGCCAUGGUCAUCCUGGCCGGCAGCGUCCUGCCUGAGGCCCGCAGCAGCCUGCUGAACCUGAAGUCCAUGGUGGAAGCCGUCACGGGGAGGAGCGCCGUCCUGUCCUUCGUGGGCUAUGGCUGCUACUGCGGGCUGGGAGGGCACGGGCUGCCCAUGGACGAGGUGGACUGGUGCUGCCAUGCCCAUGACUGCUGCUACCAGAAACUCUUCGACCUGGGCUGUCACCCCUAUGUGGACCAUUAUGACCACACCAUCGAGAAUAAUACUUCGAUCAUCUGCAGUGAGCUCAACGAGACGGAGUGUGACAAGCAGACCUGCGAAUGUGACAGGAGCGUGGUUCUGUGUCUCCGGAACCAGACGUACGACGAGAAACAUCGCAACCACCUCAACAUCUACUGUCAGGGCCCCACCCCCAACUGCAGCAUCUAUGAGCCGCCCCCGGAGGAGGUGGCCUGAGGACACAUCUCCUCCGCUCCCCCUGCACCUCCCCAGUGCAGAUGGAGACCAGACAGAUGGAGCAGGGGGAGGCGGGGGGAGACUGGGAGCCUGGGGUCUGCCUGGCUCUUUCCUCCCUGGAGCCCCCCCCUCCCCCGCCGUGAGACCGGCCCCAGAGGACUCAGGAAGGUCUGGGCCCUGACUGUGGCCCCCAGGCUCGUCCAGCUCAGCCCUGGGCAUGGCCAUGUCCCGCCAGGGGCCCUAGACUUGGCAGGGAAUGGGUGCCUUGUUGGGGCCUCUCCUGAGUGUGGAAGGCAAGGCCUGAGAGAGAGGAGGUGGGGGCCUCUGCGUGGGGCCUCUGCCCCCGGCCCCAGCCUGACUUCCUCAGCCUGACCCUCAAGGUUGGAGCCCGGAGACCUAGAGACCAAGACCCUGAGCUACCAGCUCAGCCCCAGAGCCUGGUGUGUCCUCAGGCCGCUCCCCAGCCCACUGGCGUGCUGCGCCCAAGGCCUGGGCUCUGGGGGCCUCUUGGCUCCCCUAGGAGAUGAUUCAGGGUGAUCCUUGCUUUCCCUCUAGAGCUCCACGGUGGGGGGCGGGGGGUGGCCCAGAGUCUAGGCCCAGACAUCAGAGGAUGGCCACAGUGUCAGCCCCAAAGUCUGGCCUCAGAUCAGUCUGCAGGGCACCCACAGAACCCACGUCCCCAGCGGCACUCCCCUCGGUGCAGGGUGACCAAGACGGGGGCACAAAUAGGUCCCCCAACACUCACAGGUCUUCCCCCUCCUCCCUCCUGAGCUGGCCCUAUAAUAUUGCACUGCUCUGAGGAGCAUCAACCCCAGGCUCCUGGGACCCUGACUGACGNGGGGGGGCCCCCCCCCCCCC
Ailuropoda melanoleuca (giant panda) is the source of this 1533-nucleotide messenger RNA. RefSeq names its product phospholipase A2 group IIF (gene PLA2G2F). NCBI's taxonomy places the organism in Eukaryota, Metazoa, Chordata, Mammalia, Carnivora, Ursidae. Bases 76 to 675 code for a protein of 199 amino acids. The transcript has 5 exons. The record is from RefSeq and is a predicted model, not a curated record. Gene Ontology annotation, molecular function: calcium ion binding; phospholipid binding. Gene Ontology annotation, biological process: lipid catabolic process; phospholipid metabolic process; arachidonate secretion.